AUGGCUUUGUUAGCUAUUUCUAAUUUCUGUGCAGAUAGUACUUACAAAGUCAAGGAAGAAAUAUUUACUUUUACAAGAAUUGUAGUAGACAGAUAUGGCUAUUCUGCAGAAAAAUGUGAAAACUUCACUGCAAACGCUGGUACUCCAAAAGCAAGCCGGAAGUGCUCCAAAAUAAAAGGAAAACCUGAACUAGGCGAUGUGAAGUUUGUGAAUUGCAGUAUGACCCUGAAUACCCUAAUGGAUCAGUUACGCAGUCACGUCGACUUAGAGACCAUUGCCAGUAAUACCCAGAUCCUUACUUCUGUGCCGGAGAAACUGACCACCGAGAACAUCUCUCAUGCUGCUAAUAUUGCAGAGCAAAUUCUGAAAAAUGAUUCUAAGAAUGCUAUAGAGGCUGCAGUGGCUACAGUUAGCCAACUUUUGGAUGCCAGAGUGAGUGAAUUCAACUCUGCAAACGAGACCCUUACUAAUAUUACAGCAGGCCUCACAAAGACACUGGAAAAUUUCUCUUUGAAUGGCUUUGCUGUUCAGCCCAACAUUGCAGUUCAGAACAUUUCAUUGAAUCCAGAUUCAACUAUAGCUUUUUUCUCUGCACAGACAGCAUCAGGAAGUUUACAGUCUGGAAAUAUUAAUGUAGCUGAAAAUGACUCUAACAAUGCCAACAAUAUAGAAGUUCAAAUACUGAUCAACCUUACAAAGAACAGUUCAUCUGGAAAUAGACGUAUUGGCUUUGUCUUGUAUCAAAAUGACAAAUUUUUCCAAUCAAAAAAUUACAAGACUCAUUUUAAUCAUACUAAACAAGUUAUCUCUGGCAAUGUUGCUAAUGCAACAGUCAACGAUGUUAAAAUAGUCUUCAAGCCAAAGUACAAUGCGUUGGAAAUUCUGCUGCAUGAUUAUGCAUGUGUCUUUUGGGAUUACGGUGCAAAUGACUGGAACACAACAGGCUGCACAAAAGAAGGAAACAAACAGGAACUGAGCUGCAGGUGUAAUCACACUACUAAUUUUGCUGUAUUAAUGAGCUUCAAGAUCAAUUACAAAUAUGCAAAACCUCUAGAGAUUGUCUCAAACAUUGGUAGUGGAUUCUCCAUUGCUGGUCUGGUUAUUACCAUUCUGUUUCAAAUUCUCACCAGGCAAACACGAAAAUUCUCAGUUACCUGGGUGUUGGUGAGUCUCUGCACAUCAAUGCUGAUUUUCAACAUCAUCUUCAUCUUUGGAAUUGGCAACCCAAAUGCCAAGAAUAGCGGAGAUGUUUCCCCCGAAAACACCGCACUGGCCUCGGACCUUGCAGAUGUUCCUGAAAAUGCCUUGUGUACUGCUGUAGCCGUCUUGUUGCACUAUUUCUUGUUGGCAACAUUUAUGUGGACAGCGCUCAAUUCUGCACAUUUGUACUUACUGCUGCUUAAAACCCUGAGGCCCAUUCCUGAACACUUCACUUUAAUCAUGUCAAUAAUUGGAUGGGGAGUGCCUGCUGUAGUGGUUGCUAUAACACUUGGAGCUACCUAUAGAAAGGGCAAGCCAUUAAACUACCGGCAGGAAGAGUUUUGCUGGCUUGCAGUCCUGGAUGACGAAGGGAAAGUGAGCACAAAAAAGCCCAUGAUAUGGGCAUUCCUUUUGGUUGUGGCAGUCAUCCUUCUGUUUAACAUUAUCAUCUUUGUCAAGAUCACAGUCCUUGUUAUGUGGAAGGAGAACACAAAUCUGACAAGCAAUAAAAAGAAAUCAUUCACAACGAAGAUACUUGGCACUUUAUCUGUAGCUGUAGUGCUUGGAAUCACCUGGGUCCUGGGCUAUAUGAUGCUAAUAAAUCAAGAGGCCACAAAUGUUGUCUUCAGCAUUUUGUUCUGUAUUUUCAAUGCCACUCAGGGACUUCAGAUCUGUAUUCUAUACACUUUCAAAUCACCAAUCUUCAAGAAAAAGGUUACUGAGAUGCUUUCCUUUGUCUCACUGCCGGAUAUACCAGUUUACCUGCAUUCAAAGACUUAUUAUCUUACAAAAUUCCGUCUAAAAAAAACCAACACAUUUGAGACCUUCAGACCAUCUGAGACCUUUUCAGAGGAAACCUCCUUUUCCAGCAAUGAUCAGACACCUACGAAGAAUUAAAAUGUAAAAUCGCAGCUUUCUGAGUUUGUUCUAGAUAGAGAUCAUUGGUGACCACCACUCCCACAACAAGCGCUGGGCACAGAUCAGAAGACAGUAGGACAGCUACCAAAAAUGUAAGGCAGGAUAACAGCUGUGCAGAGCCUAUAUGUGGCACUUUAAUUGUACACAACUAAAAGUUCUUACAAGGGAAGUUGAAGAUCGUUACAAUAUUGCACAAAAUAGAAGGGCGUCGGUCUGACUUAGUCAUGUCUGUCUGUUCUCCCAGUUAUAUCUAUUCCUGGCCUAUCUAAUAUGCUCUGUCCAGAGGUAGUCUCUUUUCCCUUUUAUAAGUAAUUCCCGUUUAACUAAAAAACAUAAGCAAAAAAAUAAACAGUAGAAUUCUCAUUAGCUGUUUCCAUAUUCUAAAUGCCAGUCCCUUCCCUAAUGUAAUGGCUAUUUGACUGUCUUUUAGAAAAAGAUCUUAGAGUUGCCUAUUGAGCUUUCCAGCUAAAAGCUUUUUAGGAUAAACUGCUGCUAUAAAUGCUAUAAAAUAUGUCUGACUCCAUGUGGUAGAAUGAACCAAUAAAACAGUGUGGUGAAGCUAUUGGUAUUUGUUGUGAGUAUGUAAUAUGGUCAGUUUAUAAUGGAAGAAGCUUAAAAUCCAAUGAGAAGAAGCAGAUGAUGUCAAAAGUCCUGGGGACAAGUGUCUGGAUACUGAAGUCAAGAGUGGGG
Molecule: messenger RNA, 2808 nt
Organism: Caretta caretta (loggerhead turtle)
Lineage: Eukaryota; Metazoa; Chordata; Testudines; Cheloniidae
Gene: ADGRG7
Product: adhesion G protein-coupled receptor G7
Biological process (GO): cell surface receptor signaling pathway; G protein-coupled receptor signaling pathway
Cellular component (GO): membrane
Molecular function (GO): G protein-coupled receptor activity
Source: RefSeq, a predicted model, not a curated record